Molecule: messenger RNA, 1313 nt
Organism: Symsagittifera roscoffensis
Lineage: Eukaryota; Metazoa; Xenacoelomorpha; Acoela; Convolutidae
Exons: 5
Coding region: 231-1313 (360 amino acids)
Biological process (GO): glycosphingolipid biosynthetic process
Molecular function (GO): hexosyltransferase activity
Source: RefSeq, a predicted model, not a curated record
UCCUGAAAGGAUUCAUAAAAACAUGGCAAUGCAAUUUACUCGCUCCUUGCUUUUUUCUUGUAUAACUCUCAAAAUACAACACAUUUACAAAGAAGUUUAAAGAAAAAAUCCCCCCUCCCCUUUUUUCGACAAAAUCGACUAGUCCGUCCCUGAAUCAUACAAUUGUUUUUUUUAUUCCAUCAUUCAAUUUUUUUUCGGUUUGAUUUCUCAUUUUAACUAGAGACACUAUUAUGAAGGAGAUGGGAAAGUUUGGCUUGAAAGUUUUUCUUAUCAUUUUAUUCCUCGUGUCGAUCUCUAAACUUCUCGAUUUGACCGGUAAAACGGAUAGUGUAUCCCAAUUUCAAGACCAGCUCUCUAGAACUCGAAUGUUGUUGAAUUUUCAUUCAGAAAUAGAAACAAAAGAGGAAAAACCGAUUUGCGGUGAUUGGAAGGAAUCGAAAAAUAUUUGGAUUUUGGAAACAAAAUAUCCCUGGGCGCGAAGCCGGAACUUGUGCACAGUAGAAAGCGUUGCAAGGCAGAUGCCAGAAUACUGCGUUCGGUUGCUGACGCUGUUCUAUGUGCCAACCGACCCUAAAAACUUCUUUGGGAGAUAUCUAGAAAAUGAGUUCGAAAAUGUUCGUCUGGCUCGGCUACAAGCAAAUAUGAUUCUGGAAUCAACCCCUUUCGAGAACUUCUUGAACGAAACAUUUGAUGAAAACCAACAGCCGAGGCACCAGCAUAGCGUUGUUCAUCUAAGCGAUGCUCUUCGAAUAACCCUUGUGUACAAGUAUGGAGGAAUCUACAUCGACAGUGACAUCUGGGCCAAAAAACGAAUAGAUCUGGCUCCGAACUACCUAGCCAGAGCAAGUGGAGCAGGAAUGCUUAGCAACGCUGUCAUAAAAACGGAGAAAGCAGGAUCUCCAAUAUUGAAGUCAAUAAUAGAAGAAGGUCGUAAAGGCUAUCAGAUAAACAACUACGCUGUUUUGAUGCAAAUACUCAGUAUGCGCAUGACAGAGUACUUCAAAAGCAAGAACCACAGCAUGCCAGAAAUGUCCGAUAUAGCUGGGAGAAUUGAUGAUAUCGGCGAAUGGAAAAUUUUUGGUCACGAAACCGGCGCUCUUUGCAGAGAUUAUGGCAAAAACCAACUUGAAACUCCAGAGCAGGCCAAGAAAAAGUUUGAAACAUUUAUGGCUGAAAAUUGUUCCAUGUUUCACUACAUGCAAUCAUAUUUUGGACAGACACAAACUUACAGUACGAUUGAUAAGUCCAACUUAGCAGUUCGGGUGAUGGCUCAAACUUGUCCAUUCGUACUGUCGCACGUUGAGACUAUUUGA